AAAAAUUUAAAACAUUGAUUACACAAAUUUGACCAUUGUAAUGUCAUAAAUUCACUCUCUACCUGCCCAUCUAACCAUCCACACCCUUUAUUUCUACCCAUAAAUACUCCAUGCAACCCCUUCUUCUUCAUUACAAUAUUUCAUUUUUUCUCUCAUUACUACAAAUAUGUCGAAAAAAAUUGCUACUUCUUUUUUCUUGUUUUCUAUUUUUCUGGCUAUUUUUAGUUCUGGUGCCUGUAAAAGUGAUUACAUUCAAAAUGAGUGCUUGAAAGUUCCAAUUGCUGAUUUUGUUGGCUCUUUGCAGAGUGUUCUUGGGAUUAUUAGAGAUGUGACUUCUACAAUCUCGAAUUUUGGUAAUUUCUUCGGUGAUUUUCGUUUGAGAAAUGCUGUUAAUGACUGUCUUGAUUUGCUGGAUUCUUCUUCUGAUCAGUUGAGCUGGUCCAUGUCUGCUUCUCAGAAUCCCAAGGGAAAACAUAACAGUACAGGUGAUCUAGGUUCUGAUUUAAAAACAUGGUUAAGUGCUGCAUUUGUAAAUCAAGGAACAUGCACCGAAGGAUUUGAAGGAACCAACGGCAUUUUAAAAGCAUUAGUAGGAGGCGGUUUGAACCAAAUCACUUCACAAAUCCAAGAAUUAUUAAGCACAGUCGACUCAAAACCAAAUUCCGUCGCCAAAAAUGGAAAAAACGACGAUUUUCCUUCAUGGGUUAAGCAAGAAGAUCGAAAAUUGUUGGUCGUAAAAGGUAUGACGCCUGAUGUUGUAGUGGCAGCAGAUGGUACUGGAAAUUUUACUAAAAUAAUGGAUGCGGUUUUAGCGGCGCCUGAUUAUAGUAUGCGUCGCUAUAUCAUCUAUGUUAAGAAGGGUGUGUAUAAUGAAUAUGUUGAGUUGAAGAAGAAGAAAUGGAAUUUAAUGAUGUUUGGCGACGGUAUGGGUAUUACUGUCAUUUCUGGCAACAGAAAUUACAUUGAUGGCUGGACUACAUUUCGUACUGCCACCUUUGCGGUUAGUGGGAGAGGAUUCAUAGCUCAGGACAUAACAUUUGAGAACACAGCCGGACCUGCAAAGCACCAAGCCGUCGCUCUCCGAUCUGAUUCCGACCUAUCAGUCUUUUACAGAUGUGAAUUUAGAGGCUACCAGGAUACGCUCUACACUCACACAAUGCGACAAUUCUACCGCGAAUGCCGAAUCAGCGGAACAGUAGACUUCAUAUUCGGAGAUGCAACUGCGGUUUUUCAGAAUUGUCAAAUUCGAGUCCGGAAAGGUCUACCAAAUCAAAAGAACACCAUUACGGCUCACGGACGGAAGGACAUGAAUCAGCCGACGGGUUAUUCGAUCCAGUUCUCGAAUAUCUCAGCAGAUAUUGAUCUUUUACCGUAUGUCAAUUCAACAUACUCUUAUCUCGGCAGACCCUGGAAAAAUUAUUCAAGAACUGUUGUGAUGCAGUCUUAUUUGAGUAAUGUUAUUAGGCCAGAAGGUUGGCUUGAAUGGAAUGGGAAUUUGUAUUUGGAUAGUUUGUACUAUGGUGAGUACUCCAAUUUUGGGCCUGGAGCUGGGCUCGGUAAGCGGGUUAAAUGGCCCGGAUAUCAUGUCUUCAAUUCUUCUUAUGAGGCAAAUAAUUUUACAGUGUCUCAAUUCAUUGACGGGAACUUGUGGCUGCCGUCGACCGGGGUGAAGUAUACGGCAGGUUUUGGGGUUUAGGGUUUGGUGUGUACUGUUGGUAUGCUUUAGCAUCUUGUAAUACUUGUUCAGUUUUGUGUUUUAGCUAAUUGUAAAAGGCAAAGUAAGUACCAAUUUGGAAGUGGUAGGUUUGAAACUUUCAAUGUAGUGCUAUUUUUGUUAUACUAUGUUUGUGGAUAUCUAUAUUCUUUAACAAAAAGGUUUUUGUUUUUUGUUUUA
Messenger RNA from Mercurialis annua (annual mercury), 1894 nucleotides. RefSeq names its product pectinesterase/pectinesterase inhibitor PPE8B. Gene Ontology annotation, molecular function: pectinesterase activity; pectinesterase inhibitor activity. Lineage: Eukaryota; Viridiplantae; Streptophyta; Magnoliopsida; Malpighiales; Euphorbiaceae. The coding region runs from base 167 to 1696 and encodes 509 amino acids. The record is from RefSeq and is a predicted model, not a curated record. Gene Ontology annotation, biological process: cell wall modification. The transcript is spliced from 3 exons.